Molecule: messenger RNA, 1800 nt
Organism: Suricata suricatta (meerkat)
Lineage: Eukaryota; Metazoa; Chordata; Mammalia; Carnivora; Herpestidae
Gene: ASF1B
Product: anti-silencing function 1B histone chaperone
Exons: 4
Coding region: 483-1091 (202 amino acids)
Biological process (GO): DNA replication-dependent chromatin assembly
Cellular component (GO): nucleus
Molecular function (GO): histone binding
Source: RefSeq, a predicted model, not a curated record
CCUCCGUGGGGAUGCGUCUUCCGGAAGGACUGGGCGAAGCGCGAGCCACGCCGGUGCGGGAACCUUCGGGAUUGGCCGAGAGGAGCCCUGCGCUCUGACUCCACCCAUUCCCUCCCUAGACAUCCGAGUCGGAGACGCUGGGGAUUGGUUCCCAGGGGACACCCAAAGAAGCCUAGAAAUGGUUCCGCCUCCCUCGCUCGUCCCGGAGAGGGAGCUCCACGGAUUGGUCCGAGGAGUCUCGGCGCGCGCCGACCCGCACUCCAGGGUUGGCUGAGGGUGUGCUCGCGCCGCCGGAAAGCGUUGACGCUGAUUGGCCGGGGGGUGGGGCCGGCUAUUUGAAGGAGGCGCGCGGACCUAAUACGCACUUCAGUCGGCGGACAGAAGAGGCGGGAGCGGGUUUGUGUAACGCUACCCGCCUGACCAUAGAGGACUCCGGCGCGGGCUCGGCCCCAGCUGUGGCCUCUGCCGCGUCCGGCAAGGCGAUGGCCAAGGUUUCCGUGCUGAACGUGGCGGUGCUGGAGAAUCCGAGCCCUUUCCACAGCCCCUUCCGGUUCGAGAUCAGCUUUGAGUGCAGUGAGGACCUGGCGGACGACCUAGAGUGGAAGAUCAUUUAUGUUGGCUCCGCUGAGAGUGAGGAGUUUGAUCAAAUCCUAGACUCCGUGCUGGUGGGGCCUGUUCCGGCAGGGAGACACAUGUUCGUCUUUCAGGCUGACGCCCCCAACCCGUCCCUCAUCCCCGAGACUGACGCCGUGGGUGUGACCGUGGUCCUCAUCACCUGCACCUACCACGGCCAGGAGUUCAUCCGCGUGGGCUACUAUGUCAACAACGAGUACCCGAGUCCCGAGCUGCGGGAGAGCCCGCCCCCGAAGCCAGACUUCUCUCAGCUCCAGAGGAACAUCUUGGCCUCAAACCCCCGCGUGACCCGUUUCCACAUCAACUGGGACAACAACAUGGACAGUCUAGAAGCCAUAGAGAACCAGGACCCUGCCCUGGGCUGUGGCCUCCCCCUCAGCUGUGCACCCGUCAAGGGCCUGGGUCUCCCUGGCUGCAUCCCGGGCCUCGUCCCCGAGAAUUCCAUGGACUGCAUCUAACUGCAGGAAUCCGGGCCCAACGUGGGCCCAGCUGGGACAGUGGCCAGUCUCCUUGAGCAUGUGGAGGGGGCAGCCGGGCCUCCCGGACAGUCCCAUGGAGGCCACCUGGAGGACUUUGGGGCCAUCAGCUACACCAAGGCGGGUCAGACAUGGCUCUGAGGAAGGAGCGGGCCUCAGGUCUCUCCUAACCCUGACCCAAAAGGAUCAUCUUCCCUCUACUGCCCAGGCCUGUAAGAAGCAGGUACUUCAGGUUUUCGUUGUUUGUGACUUGUGUCUUUUCUCUCUUCCACACAUACUAUAAAUCUACCAGCGGGCCUUUGUGCCACCGCGGUCCUGUGAGCACCACCGGCCCAGUGCUCCUCCCCCAGACCUCACUCACCUGCCUUGAGACCCUCCCGGUCAAUGCCUGGCCAGGCUCCAGCACUGUUGAGACAAAGGCUGUCAUUCCUGUCCCUCCCCAAACAUCUGAGCAGACCCACCCAGCUUUUUGGAGUCACAGGCAAGGAAUCUUGGUUAGAAGGUGGACUGGGACACAAUUUCUGUCCUUCCUGGACAGGUUUUAGGUCUUUGCAAUCCAACAGCCUCUGGAAGACCUCUUUUCCCAAAGGUGUGUUCCGCAGGAUGCUGAGGAAUGAUGGUCCAACUCUCAGUCCCAAGCACCUUCCUGCCCUCUCCUAAUGAGGUCUGGCUUUCCCUGGAGGCUGCCGGG